This is a messenger RNA of Acromyrmex echinatior (Panamanian leafcutter ant), 3835 nucleotides long. RefSeq names its product WD repeat-containing and planar cell polarity effector protein fritz (gene frtz). Gene Ontology annotation, molecular function: protein binding. Gene Ontology annotation, biological process: nervous system development; establishment of protein localization; cilium organization. NCBI's taxonomy places the organism in Eukaryota, Metazoa, Arthropoda, Insecta, Hymenoptera, Formicidae. Gene Ontology annotation, cellular component: axonemal basal plate. The record is from RefSeq and is a predicted model, not a curated record.
AGUAGAUAGACUGUGAAUUUUUUGGAGUCAUGCGAAUGUGAUUUUUCGUAAUUGUUAUUAUUUACAUACAAAUUUGAGUGCUUUGUGUGAUAUUCUCCAUGAUAUUUUGUACAUUUAAUAUUAGUACAUUUUAUAAUGUUUGCGUUAACGGGAGAAGUAAACUUUUGGACUUUUGAUGACAAUGUAAACAUAGAGGUCACCGAUUUUGGUGCAUUUAAAUAUCACGAUAAACGUAUUGAUGGCACGUAUGAAGAAGGCAAAAGAUCAUAUUGUCAAGAGCGUGGAAUGACUUACGUCCCAGAAAACAAAAAGGGAAAUAAAUUAAAACAUUCUAUAAAAUAUUUAGAGGGUCAGCUCAAAGAUAAUUCUGUAAUUUAUUCUCAAUGGUAUGAUGAUUCUGUUGCACAAUUAAUGCUUAGCAAUGGCUUAUUGGUACAAAUACAAGUUUGUCUCUUCAGUGGUGAUGUAUUAGAAAUCAAUUUCGACAAAUAUCUUGUAGGAAAGUUAUCUGAACAUAUAUCUGAUGUAAUUAUUACCAAAAGUCAUUUGGUUUGUACAUACAAUGAUAAUCUAGUGACUUUGGUAUAUUUUACAAAAUCUAAGGCGCACAUUUUUGAUAAGAUAAGUAAGUUAGAACCUAAAUUAGUCACAACAGACUUAUUUAAACCUAAUGGACGCAGAUUGGAUAAAAAGAUUGAAGUAAACAAGUCUGCUAAUUUGAUAUUAAUUUGGCGAAAAUCUACAAUGAACGAAGUUUAUCCUUGGAGUCCUGCUAUGAAACAAUAUCAUCGAGCAAACAUGCAUCUCUUUCAGCUCACAGGAACAAAAUUAGAAUUGUUAUGUUACAUACGUACUGAAUUUGAUCCCUUGUGUAUUACAUUUGAUGCAUGCGAUGACAAUAUUAUUCAUUCUGUAGAACAAAAAGUUUCACGAAAGGGAGAAGUUACUGUAGAAUGGCGUACAUAUGAAGUCUCUCGGCAAAAUAAAUUAAAAAGGAUCGCUGUGAUUUCUGUACCAUUGCCAACGCAUACAAGUUGUGUGAGAUUUUCACCUAAUCAGGAACUAUUACUUUUAUGUUGCAUUGAUGGUACUAUUAUGAUGUAUGAUCAGAUCAAAUCGACAAGCAUCAGUGUAAAAGCAGCUUUUAUACCUACUUUAGCCGCUUGGCACAGCGAUGGUAUAAUAUUUGUGGUAGGUAAUGAUAGAGGCCAGUUUCAAUAUUUUGAUAUUACUUUAAUGUGUAUCAAAAGCCAGACAUUAAGUGACGAGUCAAUGCCAGCGAAUAUUCUCGACUUAUCAUCAUAUUUUAAGAAUCAGCAUGCUUUGCUGCAUAUGGAAUGGAAUAGGAAAAGUGAUUCAAAUCAGAUACGUUAUUACAACAAUGGCAAUUCUUUAUUUUUAUUACUUUUCGAACGAGGACCGAUUGGAGUUAUUAAAGUGAUUGAAGGCGAUACUCUCUCUGGGGAUGAAUUAGUCAGAAGGUAUUUGUCAGAGUCUCGAGCAGAACAAGCGACUUCCUUGCUGUUGUCGAUGAAUUGGGAUACGUAUCCACGUAUUUGCAUGCAUUCGCUUAAUCAAAUCUUAAACUAUUUAUUUAAGUUACCGUUAACAACGGAACGCGAAGGUCUGAUACAGAAUGCGUUAGGCAGUUUUCACAUACCUAUUAAACCAAUAAGUCAAACUGUCGAAGAAGAAUAUGGGGAUGAAGUAAGAGAUUUGACAAGGAGAUUUUUCCAUCAUUUAUUAAGGUAUAAGAUGUUUGAAAAGGCUUUUCGUCUAGCUAUUGAUCUAAAUGAUCACGAUCUUUUUAUGGACAUACAUUUCUAUGCUACGGUUUUGAAUGACAUGGAACUGGCAACUGCAGCCAAAGAAAAAGCUGAGAGUAUUCUAAGCAGAUCGAACAGUUGCAGUGGUUCACAUUCCACAUGUUCGAGAACAUCAUGUUCUAUAUGUUCCGAUUCAAGUAAUGAGAAGGAAGAGGAGGAAGAGGAGGAGAAGAAUAUAGAAGCAACAUAUAGUGAAGAGAGCGAAGAUUCUCAAAAAGAAAAACGACUUCAUCUGAAACGAUCGCGAAAGUAUCGUUACAGAAAAGCUUCCAGUUCAAAUCAAAUCCCACCCUUACCAGUUAUCCAUCCUCAUCAUACCGCAAAGAACUCACUUUGUGCCUCAUAUAAUAAUAUUCCGUCCACUAUUAAGACUGACUACAUCUUAAUACCUUCGUCCUUUGACACUUCUAAUAACAUUUUAACAACUUCGUUUAAUCAUUCUUCGCACAUUUCAAGUCCAUUUUUAUCAUCAACUUCUUUUAAUAAAUCAUUAUACAGUACACACUCAAAUUUUACACCGAUUAGCGCGGCGAAUGUCAUUAAUAGUUCUCAAGUAUUUAAUAAUGCAUCAGACGACUUGAUGACUACGUCAUUCGGCAGUAUUUCUUUCAAUGAAUCAGACGUAAUAGUGAAUGAUCAGUCUAGCAAUAAUUUUGACGAGAGAUCGUACGAACAAUCAUUACUUAAUGAGAUAUCAUAUUCUUUUAGUAGUUCCACUACUAACGUAAUAACGACUUGCGCGCAAGACGAUAGCUUUAUCUCUACUCCUUUCAAUAAGCCAAUAUAUGAAUCGGAAGACAUUCAUUCUAAUAAUUAUUUGACGAGUUGUUUAAACGUCAUUGAUAAUAAUGUUAUGUCAACGUCAUUCGGUACUCGAAUUGCUAACACUCCUAUCUCGCAUAGUAACUCUGUCAAUGCACUAAUAGCGAACAAUAACUCUGAAACAACUUUUAUGUUACGAGGUAUGAAAUCUUCAAAGAUAUCUGAUAAAUCAUUAACUAAAACUCUUAUCGAUAAUACUCAUACAACGGAUCAAUUGCCUCUUUCGAAUAAUACUUGUAACAAUCUGAUGUCUACUUCGUUUAAUAAUCUUGAAGGAUAUACAACUCUUGAAAGUAACGACAUUACAUUUCCUAACACGUUUAAUAAUGUCAAUGAUCAAGCCGUUAAAUUACAACAUCCUAUAAUGGAAGAAAAAGAAACAAACAUCACUGUUCCAUCACCACCUUCUCUGAUAAAUUCUUUCUCUAAUUGCCUUCAUGAUUUACCUAGAAAAAAUUAUCUUUUGUCUAGAAACACUCAAGGUUUGUCAAAUAUUAAAGAAUUGGAGAAAUUUACAUCGAAUAAAACCCAUAUGCCGUUGUGCAUUUUACAAAAACAGAAUUCCACAACAUCUAAUGUACCUGAAAAUCAGAAAACAUCUCUAUCUUUCAAAACAUAUAGAUACAAUUAUGAUCUAGAUUACAUACCGUUUCAGGGUUCUCGCGACGAUACAGAUUUACAACUUUCACAAACAGUUAACAAAUUUUCCUCGCAAGACUUUCAUCCUAAUUACAGUAUACAACAUGGAUUAUUUGAGAAUAGACACUUAUCGAGGUCUUCCCAAACCGUUAAUAGAGAAACUAAAAUGUUUUCUAAUGUACCACCUCUGCCUGUAAUUAAUACGUCUAUCGCUAAUUCAAAGAUUUGCUCUACGUGUCCAUCGUUUACCGAUAUAUCAAGUUCUCUUUCUAACGAAAAGCCAAAAGUGAAAUUUUCAGACACUGUUACUCAUAUACUAGUACCUGGCACAACUCAAGUAUACAAACAGAAACGAUCUACUACACAAACACGUAUAACGGAUCCUAAACGUGAACUAGCUGAAAGUCUUCCACUUUGUCUGGGUAAUGAAGAUUACCUUAAAGAUUUUCAACCAUUGUGUAAAGAUAAUGCUGAUGAAAAAAUAAAAGAACCUCCGAAGACUGAUGACAGUACAAAGAUUAAAGUUGUGCAUUUUGGUUUAUUGUAAA